This is a messenger RNA of Cynoglossus semilaevis (tongue sole), 1051 nucleotides long. It is a transcript of the gene pnp4b, whose product is annotated as purine nucleoside phosphorylase 4b. Gene Ontology annotation, biological process: nucleoside metabolic process. The record is from RefSeq and is a predicted model, not a curated record. Gene Ontology annotation, molecular function: purine-nucleoside phosphorylase activity. The transcript is spliced from 7 exons. Bases 117 to 1004 code for a protein of 295 amino acids. Lineage: Eukaryota; Metazoa; Chordata; Actinopteri; Pleuronectiformes; Cynoglossidae. Gene Ontology annotation, cellular component: cytoplasm.
AGAUCAAAGGUCGCAUGCGCCCGGUACUAUUUAUACAGCUGGAAUCAGCCAAUCAGACAAAGGCAUAUUUGACUCUGAGGUUACGUCUCUCUUCUAGUCUCGUUGCAUUGUGAAGGAUGCACGACAAAGGGAGUUCUUGCUGCUGCUCCUUUGAGGACUACAAGCUGACCACCGAGUGGCUCCUGAACCAGACGAGGCACCGUCCAAAGGUGGCGGUCAUCUGCAGCUCAGGACUCGGACUCCUGGCUGACGCUGCCUCCAACAAGCAAACCUUCAGGUACCAGGACAUUCCAAACUUCCCUGUGAGCACAGCCCCAGGUCAUGAAGGCUGCCUGGUGUUUGGGACUGUGGAUGGCGCCGCGUGCGUCUUUAUGCAGGGUCACUUUCACCUGUACGAAGGUUACUCGCUGUGCCAGGUGACCUUACCUGUGCGGAUCUUUAAGCUGAUGGGGGUGGAGUCAAUAAUUGUGACUAAUGCCUCUGGAGGAAUCUGUCCAGAUUUCAAGGUCGGUGACAUCAUGAUCAUCAAAGACCACAUCAAUCUGCCAGGCUUCGCUGGACAACACCCACUGUGUGGACCAAAUGAUGAAAGGUUUGGGACCAGGUUCCCCUCCAUGUCUGAUGCCUACAGUAAGGACCUGAGGCGCCUGGUGUCAGAGGUUGCCUGUGAACUGGACUACAGUAGUUUCCUCAGGGAGGGGGUGUACUGCAUGGUGAGCGGCCCAAACUUCGAGACCAUCGCUGAGGCCAGAAUGCUGCUGGUGCUGGGCUGUGACUCAGUGGGUAUGAGCACAGUCCCUGAAGUGACUGUGGCCAAACACUGUGGACUCAGAGUUCUGGGUCUGUCGCUCAUUACCAACAUGGUGUCCUUGGACUACAGUCGGGAGGAGAAGGUGAACCACGAUGAUGUUCUUCACAUCUGCAAGACCAGAGCCAAACUUCUGCAGAAGCUGGUGACUGAGCUGAUCUGUCGUCUCCAGCAACAAAACAUCAACACAAACUGACACCAGUGAAGAAACACAAUUAAAGGUGAUAGUCUGAGAACCGACAA